CGCACUAUAUCACCGCCUGCCCCUUUCCUCUUCCCACGGUGACAUCUCUUCAGACCUUCCCCUUUAGUCCAACCUCUCAACGAUCUUUCACCUCGCGUUCAUUUCAAGUCCAUCUCUCUCUCUCUCUCUCUAGAAGUUUUUGCUUCGGACUUGCUUAAUUGCGAAGUCUAGGGUUUUGGAAGCUCAGAUCUAUUAUUGGAGAAGAUGACGACUAUGGAAAGCUUGAUUGGACUGGUCAAUCGGAUUCAGAGAGCGUGUACUGCUCUCGGAGAUUAUGGUGGUGGAGAUAAUGCUUUCUCUUCUCUUUGGGAUGCUCUUCCUUCUGUCGCUGUCGUCGGAGGACAGAGUUCUGGAAAAUCAUCAGUGUUGGAAAGCGUAGUUGGGCGCGACUUCCUUCCUAGAGGAUCUGGGAUUGUCACAAGGCGACCUUUGGUGUUGCAAUUGCACAAGACAGAGGAGGGGCAGCAGGACUAUGCCGAGUUUGGCCAUAUGCCGCGGAGGAGAUUCUCUGAUUUUUCCUUGGUUCGCAAAGAAAUUCAGGAUGAAACUGAUCGAAUAACGGGGAAGUCAAAGCAGAUAUCUCCUGUUCCUAUCCAUCUCAGUAUCUAUUCGCCCAACGUUGUCAACUUAACCUUAAUAGAUUUGCCUGGUUUGACGAAAGUUGCUGUUGAGGGACAACCAGAAAGUAUAGUUGAAGACAUUGAAAACAUGGUUCGGAAUUAUGUUGAGAAGCCCAACUGCAUUAUACUAGCAAUUUCUCCUGCGAAUCAAGAUAUUGCAACUUCAGAUGCUAUCAAGCUUGCUAGGGAAGUGGAUCCAAUGGGUGAUCGGACAUUUGGAGUGUUGACAAAGCUAGAUUUGAUGGACAAAGGAACUAACGCAUUGGAUGUUCUUGAAGGAAGAUCUUACCGGUUGCAACAACCUUGGGUGGGGAUUGUUAAUCGUUCACAAGCUGAUAUAAACAAAAAUGUUGAUAUGAUUAUUGCAAGGCGGAAAGAACGUGAAUACUUUGCUACAAGUCCCGACUAUGGACACCUAGCUAGUAAAAUGGGUUCGGAGUAUCUUGCAAAACUUCUCUCAAAGCACUUGGAGACUGUAAUUAGGUCAAGAAUACCAAGUAUUACAUCUUUGAUUAACAAAAGCAUUGAUGAACUCGAAGCUGAGAUGGACCACCUUGGUAGGCCUAUUGCUGUCGAUGCAGGGGCUCAAUUGUACACCAUUUUGGAACUUUGCCGUGCUUUUGAUCGGAUAUUUAAGGAGCAUCUGGAUGGAGGGCGGCCUGGUGGUGAUCGAAUUUAUGGAGUUUUUGACAAUCAGCUUCCCGCUGCUUUGAGGAAGCUUCCAUUUGAUCGGCACCUUUCAAUACAGAAUGUCAGGAAAAUUGUUUCAGAGGCAGAUGGAUAUCAACCACACUUGAUCGCCCCUGAGCAAGGUUAUCGGCGGCUUAUUGAAGGGGCAUUAAAUUAUUUUAGGGGUCCAGCUGAAGCUUCAGUGGAUGCUGUUCACUUCGUCUUGAAGGAGCUUGUAAGGAAGUCAAUUGGAGAAUGUCAGGAGCUGAAGCGGUUUCCAUCUCUUCAAACUGCAAUAGCUGGAGCUGCCAAUGAAGCCUUGGAAAAGUUUCGUGAUGAAAGCAAGAAGACAACUCUUAGAUUGGUGGACAUGGAAUCUUCAUACCUGACUGUGGAUUUCUUCCGGAAACUUCCCCAGGAAGUGGAGAAAGGGGCAAACCCAGCUGCCACAACUAUUGACCGUUAUGCGGAGGGUCACUUCAGGAGAAUAGGCUCAAAUGUGUCCUCUUAUGUUAGUAUGGUUUCUGAGACACUCAGGAUCACAAUUCCCAAGGCAGUGGUUCACUGUCAAGUUAAGGAGGCCAAACAGUGUCUGCUCAAUUACUUCUAUACACAAAUUGGAAAGAAAGAGGGUAAGCAACUAGUAGAACUGUUAGAUGAAGAUCCAGCAUUGAUGGAGAGGAGGUUAGAGUGUGCAAAAAGGCUUGAGUUGUACAAGUCUGCCAGGGAUGAGAUUGAUUCUGUAGCAUGGGUUCGAUGAGAUUGAUGCAUAUCGGAGAUAUAUUGUAUGAUAGCGCAGGUCACAGAACGGAUGAUUACAGACUCCCUCUGAUUGUUCAAUUGUUUGGAAGUUGAAAUUCUUUAUUGUCAUUGUCUUGCAGUUUAUGCAUACACUUGUUGAUUUGGAAUGCUAGGUUUUUUGUUUACUGUUGUAGUUCUUUAUAGAUUUUACACCACCCUCCUAUAUAACAUAUAUUAAUUUGCAUUUUUUUCUCCCUCGGUUCUCUGUUUUAUGAAUGAUCAGUGCCUAUGGCGUUUCUAAAAUUGUAAGAGUAAAGAUUGUCGG
Molecule: messenger RNA, 2355 nt
Organism: Ilex paraguariensis (yerba mate)
Lineage: Eukaryota; Viridiplantae; Streptophyta; Magnoliopsida; Aquifoliales; Aquifoliaceae
Source: the annotation of a GenBank genome assembly